AUGAGUGAUCUGGAGUACGAGUUUGUGAGCGCGCACAAAGUGACGAUUAUCAGGGCGCCUUUUAGCGGCGGCCAAGGAAAGGGCGGUGUCGAGGACGGCCCGGACAAGUUGGAGGAGUUCGGGCUGCUCGGCGACAUAGCCAAGCUCGGCUGGACCGCCACCGUGGACGACCCGCUGGCACAGCUCGACCUUGCCACGCUCAAGAGCGACCCCAGCGACGUGUACGGCAACUGCAAGAGACCCAAGAUGGUGAGCGAGUGUUGCCGGCUAAUUUUCGACGCGGCUACCAGGGCGCACGCAAACAGGACGCUGCCGGUGACCGUCGGCGGCGACCACUCGAUCGGCAUGGCGACGAUCUUGGCGUUUGCGAACGCGCACCCGGACGGCGGCAUUCUGUGGAUCGACGCCCACGCAGACAUCAACACGCCGUCCACAACCCCGUCGGGCAACUUGCACGGGUGUCCUGUGGCGUUCGCGAUGGGGCUGGAGGAAGACGCGUGGCCGCCGCACUUCGACUGGAUCAAGCAGGUCAGGCACAAGGUCAGGCCGGACCAGAUCGCGUACAUCGGGCUGCGCGACGUGGACCCGGGCGAGAAAAAGCUGCUCAAAGAGCUCGGGAUCGCCGCCUACUCCAUGUACCACGUCGACAAGUACGGUAUCAACAGGGUGGUGGAGAUGGCGCUGCAGAGAGUCAACCCGUCGGGCAAUAAGCCUGUGCACGUGAGCUACGACGUCGACGCGAUCGACCCGCUGUACGUCGCUGCCACAGGCACGCCCGUGCGCGGCGGGCUGUCGCUCAGAGAGGGCCUGUUCCUCGUCGAGGAGAUCGCCGCCACGGGCAACCUUGCCGGCCUCGACAUCGUCGAGGUCAACCCUGCGCUUGCCUCUACCGAAACACACAUAGUCGACACCGUCAACGCAGGGCUGUCGAUUGCCCGGUGCGCGCUCGGCGAGACCAUCCUGUAG
This is a messenger RNA of Ogataea haglerorum, 966 nucleotides long. RefSeq lists its product as uncharacterized. The transcript has a single exon. Gene Ontology annotation, molecular function: arginase activity; manganese ion binding. Lineage: Eukaryota; Fungi; Ascomycota; Pichiomycetes; Pichiales; Pichiaceae. The record is from RefSeq and is a predicted model, not a curated record. Gene Ontology annotation, cellular component: nucleus; cytosol; cytoplasm. Bases 1 to 966 code for a protein of 321 amino acids.